AUGGCUGCCGAGGGGGAGUACGAGUCCAUCCUGUGCGUCAAACCAGAAGUCAACGUUUAUCGCAUCCCGCCUCGAGCGUCAAACCGCGCGUACAGGGCGGCAGACUGGAAGCUGGAUGCUCCUGACUGGUCUGGUCGGAUGAGAAUCACAGCCAAGGGUACAGUGGCGUUCAUCAAACUUGAGGACAAAAUCUCAGGGGAGCUGUUUGCGCAGGCACCAGUGAAGGAGUAUCCCAGCGCUGCGGUGGAAACUGUCAGCGACUCCAGCCGGUACUUUGUUCUGAAGAUACAGGAUGACAAUGGCCGCAGCGCUUUUGUUGGAGUUGGCUUUGGGGACCGAGGGGACGCCUUCGACUUUAAUGUGGCUUUGCAGGAUCACUUCAAAUGGGUGAAACAGGAGAAUGAACUCAGUAAAAGUGCCCAGCUCGGGGAUUCGGGACCAAAGCUGGACUUGGGUUUUAAGGAAGGACAAACCAUCACACUCAAUAUAGGCCAAGGCAAAAAGAGGGAUAAGCCCCGCCCACAAGGCUCAGGUGCAGCAGGGCUCCUUCCACCACCACCUGGAGGCAAAAUAGCCCCUCCCCCUUCCUCAGGGUCAUCCAAUCACAACAAUGUCCAGCAGACAGGAAGCUCAGCAACAGGCUGCUUCUUGGAGCUGGACAGCAGCAACUCCAACACAGUGCUUCAAUCAAACCCUGGUUCAGAUCUUCUUUGGGGAGACUUCUCUGCUCCUGCAAGGUAG
Molecule: messenger RNA, 741 nt
Organism: Nematolebias whitei (Rio pearlfish)
Lineage: Eukaryota; Metazoa; Chordata; Actinopteri; Cyprinodontiformes; Rivulidae
Gene: necap1
Product: NECAP endocytosis associated 1
Exons: 7
Coding region: 1-741 (246 amino acids)
Biological process (GO): endocytosis
Cellular component (GO): clathrin vesicle coat; membrane
Source: RefSeq, a predicted model, not a curated record